CACCCUGAUAUUGCUCUUAUACGUGGUCAAAAUAACUGUUCGGCAGCACUAGCAAGUAUUAAUUGUAAUUCUAAUGUCACACUAGUGACUGCGCAUUUUUUACUUUUUCCAUUUAUUGAACUUCUUGAACGUCUUGCCACUUCAUAG
Molecule: messenger RNA, 147 nt
Organism: Diversispora eburnea
Lineage: Eukaryota; Fungi; Glomeromycota; Glomeromycetes; Diversisporales; Diversisporaceae
Source: the annotation of a GenBank genome assembly